Messenger RNA from Coregonus sp. 'balchen', 1248 nucleotides. The record is from the annotation of a GenBank genome assembly. Lineage: Eukaryota; Metazoa; Chordata; Actinopteri; Salmoniformes; Salmonidae.
AUGAUCAUAUCUGGUCCCUGGCAGAGGGAGGCUGUGUGGAGGGGUUUUGUGGAGCGUAUUAAUAAGACAGUGGGAGAACUGGGAGCUGGUGGGACUGAACCAGUUCAUCUGUGGUAUGAAAGCUGAGGAGACUGGUCAGCUCAACACUGACGCCUUCAGGUCAGACAUGGACCGUGUGUGUGUGUGUGGGUGCGUGUUUUAUAAUGUGUUGUGUAUCUCUAUAGGGUGGCAGUACAGUCGGUGGGUCAGGUGCAGUGCCCCCUGGCAGUAACAGAGCUUCUGAAGCAGCGUGCCGUGGCUGUGUUUGGAGAACCACAGGGCUGGACCGAGGCUCAGGUCAACUCUCUGGGCAACAUCAUGGGUCAGAUACACUCCUCGGUUCCCCUCUCUCUCGCUCUAUUGCUCUCUCUUAUUUUGUGAAAUACAUUUACAAAUGUAAGCCAUUUCUCAUCCCUCCUCCCCCUCUCUCUUUUUCAUCUCACUUUUCUCCAGCUGGUUUGAGUUUGUCAGAGUUUCCUUCUCUCAGUCCCUCUGCCCUCUCGUUCCUCAGUCCGACCAGCAUUCCUCUCAUCCCCCCAGACCGCCUCGCUGUGAGUACACUCUCUCCCUCCCUCUCUCUCUCUGCUGUGUUCCACUGAGGUUUUCUAAUUACUAGGUGUAAGGGAAAAAAUUGGUGACAUUGGAACCCAGCGCUCCCAUAACGCUGUAUUCUCUUCUCAUUUCUGAUCAGGCACUCUCAACCAGCCAGCUGAAGGCCCUGGGUCCUGACAAUGCUGCCAUGGUAACUGCUGCACAGAUGGUGGUACUGGGGGAGGCGCAACGGGCCGCUCUUGGCAACGCUCUGGGUGUGGCCUACGACCGUGCAGAACCGACUACAAACCCACCCAGCAACCUGCCUCAACGCUCAGGUGAGAGGAAGGGAGGGGACUGGGCGGGGAGAGAUGAUUUUUCCCAGUCAUAUGCUGGUAUUUACAAAUUUCCAAGAUGUUAUGAACACAGCAGGAGUGAGAGAUGGAGAUAGGGAGAGAUAAAGGAAUGCUCCCCAGUCAGGUAAGAGAUAAAGAGUUGAUUAGAUUAUGAGAGGAAGAAACAGAAAUGAGGAUGGAUAGGCAGGAGAGAGAAGUCAAGUGGUGUAAAACAUAGUGUAAUGCCUUUUUUCCUCCACCAGGAGCAUCUAUGCUGGGAACUCUUGGAGUUGAAGUAUUUAUGCAACCCUUCUUGUUCCUACUGCUGGGGUUUGUCCUGUAG